This is a messenger RNA of Lemur catta (Ring-tailed lemur), 3780 nucleotides long. It is a transcript of the gene ZNF853, whose product is annotated as zinc finger protein 853. The transcript is spliced from 3 exons. The record is from RefSeq and is a predicted model, not a curated record. The coding region runs from base 441 to 2603 and encodes 720 amino acids. Lineage: Eukaryota; Metazoa; Chordata; Mammalia; Primates; Lemuridae.
CCGAAGACCCGUGUCUUCCAGGCACCGCCGGCCUGAGACUGGCCCACCCCGCGGUGCCGACCUCGGGGGCGGGCCAAGACCCUGCUGCUCGCGAUGGUCCCGCCGGGCCAGCCCUGAGCCCCGCGCCCCUACCCCCAGCCCGGGAGUCUCCACCAACUUCUGCUCGGGAGCUCCACUCUGCCCCUGCUUUUGGCGCAGGGCCACCUCGGCAGCCCUGACAGUGCCGACCCUACGGAGUGCCCAGAAAGGCCACGGGGUGGGCUCGCGCCUCCCUGGCUCUUUCUGGAUGGAGGCGCUUCCAGAAGGAGCCAGCUGCAUGCUUUGGCCUUCACCUUGCAGCCUCUGCUGACCACACCUCCCUUAGCGCAGAGGCUGCCCCGGGAGCAGGAAAUGCUGUACCAGCACAGCCGGCUCCCCGGGAUCCGGGUCUGACCGCUAGGAUGGAGGUGGGGCCGGCAGCCAAGACCUGCGUGCUGGAGCUGCGAUGUCUUGAGGAUGGGGGCCCGGGGCCUGGCACCCUCUCAGGUGGCAGCGGUGGGAGCAAGAGUCAGGAGGAGGAAGAGGCUCAAGAGGGGAGCAGCAGCCCACAACAGCCAGCAACCGCAGCCCCAAGAAAGGCCAGGGAAAUCACUGAGAAAGUCAGGCUGAAACAACAGGAGUCACAACAGUCAGAACAGCAGCCAGAGCUGCAACAACAGCCACAGCCUGAGCAGCUGCAACAGCAGCAACCACAAAACCAACUAUUAAGACAUAGGCCAGAAUUGCAACAGCAGCAGCAGCAGCAGCAGCAGCAGGAUGGGCAACAGCAGCUGUCUCAACGACAGCAGGAACUACAGGAAAAACACCAAUCCAUGCAGCAUCAGGAACUGAAACCAGAACUGCAGCCAAUGCAACAGCCACAACAGUUACGGGAGCAGCAAGUGCAAGAGCAACAGCUAUUACAGCAGCAGCAACAACAGUUACAGCAGCAGCAAGUGCAAGGGAAACAAUUGUUGCUGCAGCAGCAAGUGCAAGAGCAACAGCAGAAGCAGUUACAGCAGCAGCAAGUACAAGAGCAACAAUUGUUGCUGCAGCAGCAGAAACAGUUACAGCAGCAGCAAGUGCAAGAACAACAGCUGUUGCUGCAGCAGCAAGUGCAAGGGCAACACCAGGGGCAAUUACAGCAGCAGCAAGUGCAAGAGCAACAUUUUUUGCAGCAACAGCAGGAACAGUUACAGCAGCAGCAAAGGCAACCAUUGUUGCAACAACAGCAGGGACAGUUACAGCAGCAGCAAGUGCAACCAUUGUUGCCGCAACAGCAGGGACAGUUACAGCAGCAGCAGCAGCUACAUCAGCAGCAACAGUUCCAACAGCAACAUGAACAGCUACGGCAGCAGCUACUGUUGCUACAGCAGCAGGAACAAUUGCAGCAGCAGCUAUUGCAGCAGCAGCAGGCACAGUUACAACAGCAGCUGCUGCAGCAGCAGCAGGUACAGCUACAGCAGCGGCUAUUGCUGCAGCAGCAUGAACAGUUACAGCAGCAGCAGCAGCUGUUGCAACAGCAGCAGGAACAGUUGCAACAGCGGCUGCAGGCCCCUCCACUGGAGCCAGAGGAGGAGGAAGAGGUGGAGCUGGAGCUCAUGCCGGUUGACCUGGAGCCAGAGCAGGAGCGGGAGCUGGAGCAGCGGCGGCAGGAGAUGGAGCGGCAGCGGGAGCUGGAGCGACAGCAGGAGCAGAGGCAGCUGCAGCUGAAAAUGCAGGAGCAGUUGCAGCAGCUGGAGCAACAGCUAGAGCAGCAGCAGCAGCUGGAGCAGCAGCAGCUGAACCAGCAGGAGGUGCAACUGGAGCUGACCCCCGUGGAGCUGGGCGCCCAGCAGCCUGAGCUGCAGCUGGAACUGGUGCCUGCUGCAGGGGGCGGCGGGGCGGCUGUGCCGGGGGCUCCUGCAGCGGUCGUGGUGGCCCCGCCGGGCUACGUGGUGCUGCAGGAGCUCAUGGUGCUGCCCGCCGUGGCCACGCCGACCGUGGUGGCCAUCCCGGGCCCGGCGGGCAGCGCGACGCUGACACCUCCGCGGCAGCGGCGGCGGCGGCGCGGCCGGGACCGGCCGACCAUCUGCGGGGAGUGUGGCAAGGGCUUCAGCCGCAGCACGGACCUGGUGCGGCACCAGGCCACGCACACGGGCGAGCGGCCGCACCGCUGCGGCGAGUGCGGCAAGGGCUUCUCGCAGCACUCGAACCUGGUGACGCACCAGCGCAUCCACACAGGCGAGAAGCCCUACGCCUGCUCCUACUGCAGCAAGCGCUUCAGCGAGAGCUCGGCGCUCGUGCAGCACCAGCGCACGCACACGGGCGAGCGGCCCUACGCCUGUGGCGACUGCGGCAAGCGCUUCAGCGUGUCCUCCAAUCUGCUGCGCCACCGGCGCACGCACUCGGGCGAGCGGCCCUUCGUCUGCGAGGAUUGCGGCGAGCGCUUCCGCCACAAGGUGCAGAUCCGCCGCCACGAGCGCCAGCUGCACGGCGCCGGCCGCUCGCGGGGCCUCGGCCUGCUGCGCGCCCCACGGCCCGCGGCACCCGGAGGUCCCCAGCGCGCGGAGCAGGCCACCGCGCCCGCCGACAAGGCGCCGUGAGCCGGGGAGCCACGCUGCCUGCGAGAAGCACCACGCCCGGCUCGCUGGAGACAUCCUGGAAUGGCCUUGGGGAAGGCCAGCUUCCAUCGUGGUCUGGAGUCCGUAGAAGUACGGGGUUCACAGAUCAUCCCCCAAAACCAUCCGUAAGAGAAAAGCCAACUGGGGCUGAAACAGCACGGGGGACACAUUUGUUCCUGAGCAGCGGUGGCCUGGAGGGCUGCCCAGUGAGACACGAGAGCCACAGAGGAAAAUCCCAGCCACAGUUGGUGACAUUUGACGCGGACCGGACACUAACCAGGGAAUCAGACACAUGUCGUGAAACGAGCGUGGGAAAGAUUUGAUCCUGGUGAAAUUAUUUCAAGGAGAAAAACGGGCAAAAAAAAAAAAAGGAAACUUUAUGUGCACUAUGUAGAAAACUCAUGAGGGCAUUAAAUUGUCCUCAGGGGCAUUUGCGUCGGAAAUACUUUCUAGGAUGAAAAUUCAUCAGGGUGGAUGUAAUUCUGAUGAAGAUGCCUGUGUUCAUAAACACAGGGUCAGAGUGUUCACGGGGUCUACGUGCAAAUAAAUGCCGGGCAGACGUGCUCUGGGUUGAAGGUAAAACCUUCCCUCCAAGGGAGCCCCGGGCUCUGCGGGGGCGCUCCCGAGCCCACUGUACCCCUUAAUGUCCUCUCGAGUAAGAGCCUAUGGCUGAAGCAGGGGCAUUCUGGGGGUGUUCGCCAAAGUGUUAGAAGAAGGGCUUAGAAAGAGCUCCUGGGUAUCCCCACUGUGGCCUCCCUGGGAUCCACCGGCCCCAGGGCCGGGCACCUUGAGACCAGGGGCUGGGUUCUGAACCAGGCUAUGAUGGGGGGUGGGGGCAGGCUGCCAAGCAGACCCUGCCCCUUGGUUGGGACUGGGGGAAGAAUGUUGGGGACAAGGAUGGGGGGGGGCAACAAAUGUUCUUUAUCACGUUUACCAAAUCGUCUGGGACCGGGGCUGUGAGAGCAGCAGCAGUUGCUGACACCUUGUGGAAAGGGGGCGGGGAGGGGCAGCUACCCUCCACCUCUGGUCCCCAAGCACUUUCUGCUCCACCUGACUUUUCAUGUGUGGCCGCUUCUUUCCUGCCCUUCUCUUCCCUCCCUGCUUCUCCUUUACUAACACAGCCUGCUACAUUUUUACAAAUGUGUUGGUAAGUGAGAAA